Messenger RNA from Diabrotica virgifera virgifera (western corn rootworm), 870 nucleotides. RefSeq lists its product as uncharacterized. Gene Ontology annotation, molecular function: Toll binding; growth factor activity. Gene Ontology annotation, biological process: central nervous system formation; regulation of Toll signaling pathway; innate immune response. NCBI's taxonomy places the organism in Eukaryota, Metazoa, Arthropoda, Insecta, Coleoptera, Chrysomelidae. The record is from RefSeq and is a predicted model, not a curated record. The coding region runs from base 97 to 690 and encodes 197 amino acids. Gene Ontology annotation, cellular component: extracellular region. The transcript is spliced from 3 exons.
CCUACUCGCGGUUUUGUUCAGGAAAUGAGCAGAUUUUCAAGUACAACUUCCUAAAAGUACAAAAUAAAAUCAGUAUCGAACGAACAUCCGACGAAAAUGUAUCUUAACAUUACGACUUUUUGUAUAACGCUUUCCUUCCUUCUGGUUCUUGUGAUUUCCACGAAAACACAAAAACCAGCCCCACUAACAAAACGACGAUUCAUCCCCAAAAAGACUGCAUGUGACCUCAACCAACUUUGUACGAAUUCCACGGCAUAUCCGAAGCUUGCAAUAAAAAGACUGCUAAAAAGAAACAAAAAACAAUUCGGGUACCUGGCAGGAUCUGUGAUCGCGCCAGCAUUUGACUUUACCAGUGAUCUUCUAAGAGCUCCAGAAGUUGAAGAAAACAUGUGUAGAACGAAGAAGAUAUCGAUGACACCGAAAGUGGCUUUCGAUAUUAAGAAGAACAGGAAGUUUAUUGUAAAUGUCGAAGAUUUUCAGCAGAUUAUCACAUACGAGACUUGCAUAGAUCUUGGAGAAUCCUGUUUUGGAAACAGCGCCAUUCCCAACGACUUCGAGACACUUUGUAAGCAAGCUUACACUGUUGUCAGAUUGCUAAGCGUAACACACACCGGUAAACUAGAAUACAGUUAUUUUCCAGUUCCCAGCACGUGCGUGUGUUCGUACAGAAAACUUAAUGAUUAUGGUUAGGACAAACGACUUGAUUGUGUCUUUAACACCGUGCUCAAUUCGCUCUCUUCUGUGUUCUCUUCGAUAUUAGAGAGCUGACAAAUUUGGUUUAGAACUAUAUAUGUGACAUUUUUUAAGUGAUACAAAACUCUUUAUUUAUUUUAGUUAUAAGUUUGCAGUAUUAUUAAAAUAAAAUCUGUA